GCGUGCGUCUGACGCCACAUGAUGACGAUAAAUUACAGCGCCCAGGAUAAAUUAUGUGAGCGAGCAAGAACUGACAUUUUUCUCAGCUCGCGUUUAUGAAUAUUUUUUCACCAAUUAAGGUGGUCAGGGAAUUAUCACACCACUGCAUAAUAUCUUUGUCCAAACACAACCAUUGACUCUGUACCCUCGCCAUGGUAGAGGAUGACGAUUUAACGCCAAAUGUUAUGUCAAACCAAAUGUGGAGCAGCAAUGGCGAGUUUGUCCCUCCUGACGGAAUAUGUUGGGUGUCUGUUCUGUCAUGUUUGCUGCUUGCCUGCUCCUACGUUGGGAGCUUAUACGUGUGGAGAAGUGAUUUGCCAAGGGACCACCCGGCCGUUAUCAAGAGGCGCUUCACCAGUGUCCUAAUCGUGUCUGCCUUGUCGCCUGUCUUUGUGUGGACAUGGAAGGUGUACACUGGUGUGAUGCCCGGCCCGUCGUUGCUGGCUCUGAUGGGCAUUCGCUUCGAGGGCCUCAUCCCAGCCAUCAUACUGCCUCUGCUGCUCACCAUGGUUCUGUUUCUUGGCCCUCUCAUCCAACUGGCUAUGGACUGCCCCUGGGGCUUCAUGGAUGGGAUACGAGUGGCCCUUGACCCAUGGUUCUGGGCUCUGUGCCUCAGGGACAUGCGCUGGCUGAGGAACCAGGUGGUGGCCCCUCUGACUGAGGAGCUGGUGUUCAGGGCUUGUAUGCUGCCCAUGCUGGUACCCUGCGCCAGCCCCUCCACUGCCAUGUUGACCUGUCCCCUCUUCUUCGGAGUAGCUCACUUUCAUCAUGUGAUUGAACUGCUGCGAUUCAGACAGGGCAGCGUGUCUGGGAUCUUUCUCGCUGCAGUGUUCCAGUUUUCCUACACCGCUGUCUUUGGAGCUUACACUGCCUUCAUAUUUAUCAGAACAGGUCACCUGGUGGGACCGGUGCUGUGCCACUCUUUCUGUAAUCACAUGGGCUUCCCUGCCCUGAGCACGGCCCUGGAGCACCGCCACCGCCUCACCAUCCUCUCCUGCUACCUGCUGGGGGUCCUCCUCUUCCUCCUCCUCCUCUUCCCCCUCACAGACCCCCUCUACUACGGCCUGCCCACCCCCGUCUGCACCCUGGCCUCUGUCCCCAGCUCCCUAUGCAUCUCCUGAUCCCACGCCCACCCACCACACACACCCCUCUCUACUUGAUGGACCGGUUCACUGAUUCUACCACCCAUCAGCAGCCAAAAGGAGGAGCAGUCCAAGUGGUCCUAGCACUAGGGGUGUUUUAGCUCUUCGGUCAUGCCUGCUUGGAUGGGCUCUCUCUGGGGGGAGGUGGGAAGGGUUAUGGCUGUGUCAGGUAUGGACAUUCAGUACUAUCGGCUGUCUAUACUAUGUAUGCUGCUGGGGGCAACAGGGUAACUUAGACAGCCAUUCCCUAUGUUCAGGUUACAUUUGCAGUCAGUUAGCCAGUCAGUUAAUAUGUGGUCUGUAGUGUCAACUCAACAAAGGAACUGUAUCUGGCCAAGAUGUGAGGCGCUGUAGUAGUAAGACAUUCUGGUGGUCAAUAACGUCAGUGUUUUCAUCGGUUCUAGAAGCUGAAUAAGAGUUAUUUAUUUACACAUCUGCAUGUUUCUAUACUGUGGUGUUUUAUUGGUAGGAGAUAGUUGGGUUGUUCCAGUUGGACUGUAGUUGGACUGUAGUUGUCCAUGAUAGUUUAGCCACGGUUCUCAGUCUUCCUCUUAGGCUUUUAAGACACCAGACGAUUGGUGUUUGGCGAGAUCACAAAGUGUACAGUCUUUACCCAGCCCUGAAUUCAGUCAUACACUCGCGUUGUCGCUCAUUCCAAGUCAUGCCGAUAGAAGCCUAUAAUCCCGAAGCUAACAUUACCAUUCUUAGGGCCAGGAGUUUUUCCCUGACUAUGUGAACCUGAUAAGGAAAAACUCUGGGCCCCUAUCAUUCUCUGCACACAGUUUGGCUCUUUGUUCUUGAACUGCUUCUUUAUUUGAGCGAUUUGAA
Oncorhynchus tshawytscha (Chinook salmon) is the source of this 2009-nucleotide messenger RNA. RefSeq names its product CAAX prenyl protease 2. Gene Ontology annotation, biological process: CAAX-box protein processing. The record is from RefSeq and is a predicted model, not a curated record. The transcript is spliced from 8 exons. Lineage: Eukaryota; Metazoa; Chordata; Actinopteri; Salmoniformes; Salmonidae. Gene Ontology annotation, molecular function: metalloendopeptidase activity. Gene Ontology annotation, cellular component: endoplasmic reticulum membrane. Bases 192 to 1160 code for a protein of 322 amino acids.